UUUACAGCCAAACCGAAAGGGGCACUUAAUAAUGUUGUAUUACGUGGAAUAUAUCAUAUGUAAGAACAUUUUUCAUAGACAACUGGAAAUAACGGUCAAACCUACUAUACGACAUAUUAGAAUAAUUGUGCUGUAUGUACUCUUACAGAUUACAUAUACAGUAACGCAGGCUGUGUAGUAGUUACGAUAUCAAUCCUCUAGAGGGCGCCAAAAUCAGUUUCCACGCAGUACACCACAACAGCCAUGAAAGAAGAAGACACGUGUUUAAUUUUCUUUCCACUCCAACAUGGCGCCUUCCAGAAGGUUGAAACGCGUGGUGGCAUCGCAGCCAGGUUUUUUAAGUUUAAAGUCCUCGGAUCUUACAGGCGAGGUUAGUAGUCGAAGAAAGCGCGUUAACAAAAAUAAGAAAAAAAACUGGAACAAACACAGCGACAUUAAUGACGUAGAGGAUUUUUUAGAAGACAUCAGGCAUCAGGAGAGGACCACCGGUGGCCUGUUGGCUGACAAGUCGGAUGACAAUUUGUUCUUUCUGGAUGUUGGGCAGCAACCAAAAGAUCACAAAGCGUCGGAGCAAGUGCAGGGCAAGAAGAGGAAAGGGAAGUCACAGCGUCCUCUCAGGAUAGACCUGAUCCUCCAGCAUGACUCACUUGUUCCACCAAUUAAAGAUGUACUGUCCUACCAACAGCCCAAUGCAAAGAAACUUCGUGGUCAUGCCAAGAGGCUAGAGCAACUUGCAGCCAAAGGCGUAGUACCACGGACACAGAGAAUGCUCCUCAACAGACAGACGUUGAACACAACAGCUAAAAAGGCGGCGACAGAGGCCAACAACAACCCAAAGAGAGAUUAUUAUGACAUUUGGGGUCAAGAGUCGAAAAGUUCAGCAGAUCCAUGGUACCUUCAGCAGACUGGCAAGAAGCUGGUCAAGCGGCCAGAGGAAUUGAACAAGAAGCCAUCCGUGCUACCUGCAGUGGAGGUAAUCGCACCUGGAGGUUCCUACAAUCCAGACUUCUUCUCUCAUCAGGCUUUACUGCAAGAAGCCCACGAUGUGGAGGUUAAGAAGCGGAAGGCGGAAAGCAAAAUUGAGAGGCAGCUCGCUGUCAACAAGGAAGACAGAGCAACAGAGGAGACGAUCUUCCAAGAGCAAGUGGAAGGCUUGGUAGAGGAAGAAGAAGAAAAAGAGGUGGCUGCUGUCGAGGAGGAAGAGCAGGUGGCUCCUGUCGAGGAGGAAGAGCAGGUGGCUCCUGUCAAGGAGGAAGAGCAGGAAUGCGUGGGAGGAGCCAUCACACUGGCAGAGAAGAAGACUGAGAAACAAAGGAAAAGAGAAAAGGCGGAAAAAAUUAAGGAGCAACUGCGGGUGGCAGAGAAAAAUCAGAAAAGCAAACAACAGCAACUCUUCCAGCUUCGUUCCAUCAAAACCGCGAUCAAAAAACGAGAAAAGAAAACCGCUGCAAGACAGAAGCAACGCAAGGCCAAAAUGGAGGCCCAGAAAGCUCAGCCCAGGCGCCUUGGCAAACUCAAGUUCCAGCCUGAGGACCUUGAAAUCAAACUAAGUGAUGAGCUCACCAGUACCUUAAGACAGCUAAAGCCAGAGGGCAGCAUCCUCAAGGACCGUUUCAAGAGUCUGCAGAAGAGGAACCUGAUAGAACCCAGAGAGAGAGCCAAGUUCAAGAGGAGGUACAAGCUGAAGUAUGUGGAAAAGAGAGCUUUUAGAGCCAUCACUUAACGCCGCGGAGCCUGAGAAGAAGGGAGCGCAGUGAACACCACAAAUGCAACAUCAUGGAACCAACUCUAACCAACGUGAACCAAAGGGCAUACACAACAUAAUGACCCGCUGACCUUUUCAGAAAAUACCACCGUUUUCCACACAAAUUAAAAAUGGCAGUGUGGUUAGUGACUUUUGACCCAGUAACAAUUGUUCCAUUAUUGUUGUAAUGAUCAGAAAAUGACUUUUCAUGCCAAGCCAUGGUGUGCUACAAUUCAAGUGUGAUUUUCAACGAAGCACAACAACGAGCUCAGUCAUGUCAAGUGUAAUCGUGUAGCAAAUUUCUUCAGAUUUGAAUUCACUGUCUAGAGCAGGGUAUAAAUAAAUAUCUGAUAUUUCUACUUCA
Molecule: messenger RNA, 2108 nt
Organism: Hippocampus comes (tiger tail seahorse)
Lineage: Eukaryota; Metazoa; Chordata; Actinopteri; Syngnathiformes; Syngnathidae
Gene: nop53
Product: NOP53 ribosome biogenesis factor
Exons: 12
Coding region: 287-1723 (478 amino acids)
Biological process (GO): rRNA processing; ribosomal large subunit assembly
Cellular component (GO): nucleolus
Molecular function (GO): 5S rRNA binding
Source: RefSeq, a predicted model, not a curated record